Acanthaster planci (crown-of-thorns starfish) is the source of this 6213-nucleotide messenger RNA. Its product is annotated as 5-hydroxytryptamine receptor 4-like. Lineage: Eukaryota; Metazoa; Echinodermata; Asteroidea; Valvatida; Acanthasteridae. The record is from RefSeq and is a predicted model, not a curated record. Gene Ontology annotation, cellular component: membrane. Gene Ontology annotation, biological process: G protein-coupled receptor signaling pathway. Gene Ontology annotation, molecular function: G protein-coupled receptor activity.
UUGACCUGUCUAUUUCCAAAAUGUGGCAAAAUCUGCAUGCUCACCUCUAAAUCUAGAGAGACUUUUUAUUCUAAUCAACAGAUUUUCUGGAGACUGUAAUUGCAAAGCCCUUUAAAAUUGUCAAGUGUAGUUCCUGUCAUUUUCAGUUUUAUACCCCAUUUCUAUACAUCAGCAGAAAAACAAAUGGAAUUGAUCAAAAGAACUGAUACUGAAAGCAUUCUCUACACAUCAGUGUAGCCCCAUGUCAGUAUAGUUUAGUAUAGUUACGUUUUUCUUAAUUCAAGUUACUUAUGAAUUGGAAAGGUGUUUCCAAGAGGAAUUGUACUCGAGAUCUUACUUUCAAGUCACAAUCCACCUCUGGUUUUUUUUUUUGGGGGGGGGAAUGAUUCAAUACCUUCAUGUAGGCAUUUACCAGAUUGUCAUCUUGAUGUUAGCAAUCUCACCUGUUGCAUUUUGAAAAUGAUGGAUUUUUUUCAUAUUUGCUCCUUUUCAUUUUCGAGAGGAGAAAGAAAGUUGUGCAAUCAGUAGGGAAUUUCAGACCUCAUUUGUAACAAAAGUACCCAGCCAAUUCCAAAUCAAAUGCAGCUGUGUAAACACGCGCUGUGGGACCUGGCUACUGGAUAGCAGACAAUCAUCUCAUUAGUUCAUUUCAAAUAAGCUUCCCUAAACCUGCUGUUUUCGGUCCAGGGUUUUCUAUUUCAUGCUCAGAUUUAGUUUGGUCACAAAUUGUCUCCCGUGCAUUCCAACCUCUUUUUUAGCGUACGGAGGACACUUGAUAUUUCUGCUAGCCAAUUUGUUUUAAAGUCAUCUUUUGUUUAGUUCUUUCACAGUGCUUGCAUGAUUAAUUCACCUUUUGCAUCCAGCUCAUUUGGAAUUUGAGUGGCAGAAAGUCCAGACGUUGCUUUUGUCAUGCUAGGCCCAUAUUAUGAGGGUCAAUUUGUCUGGCAGGUGGAAAACUUAGAUUUUGUGUAAAAGAAUACAAUUUCUUAAAAGAUGAAGAUGCAUUUUCCUUCCUUGAAAGACAGCAAUGAUAAAACAGGUAGUUAUGUAACACUUUGAAUAAGAUCAAAGCGCUUUACAAAGAAAACAGUUAACAGAGAGAUCAGUAAACACCUAAAAAUGUACAGAUUACUGAGGAGACUGGCUAAAUAGGUGAAUUUUGAACAAUUCUUUUGACAGUCUGAUUUGAUGUGGAGUUUUUUGAGACCUACCAUGGAAAAGGUUUUGUCACCAGUAGUUUUUUUGUAUUGAUUGUCACGUGCAAAGGGAUGUUUGCAUCAGAUGAAGACCUUAGAAUCCCUUUUCUCCGGCUAUGUGAUUGAUGCAGAAACAGUAGGUCUGUUAGAUAUGAGUGUGAUGAGCCAUGUUGGAAUUUAAACACAUUUAGAAGCAAUGGGUAUCAUCACAUUGUUAACUGCUGUAUUUAAAUUAUAUCUUGGACUUGAUUUUUGGAGGAAUUAGGAGGGGCAGAUUCUUAUAUUUCCCACCCUCAGUUCGACAAUCUUUGAAAAUCCAGCUGGCGGUACUGUACCUCUGUGUGAAAGAGACCAGCACAAAGCCCUACAUUAUUUAUUAGGAUUAUAUUCUCCUCUUUCCACUUUACAUAGCUGCCAACAUAAACAAAGCGUUGAACGUGAGCAUACAUAUCCCUGUACUGGAAACCUGUUUCAGACACGAAAUAAUGUCUUACUUGCAUAAAACACAUAUGAAAUGAUUUUUUUUACGAGAAAUGAGCUUGCAGAGCAAUGUAUCUCUUCUAUGUAUGGGUCUCAAGUCAUAUGAGUACAAGAUGGGAGAUGACAAACAUGAGGGUACCGGCCCACCUGCACCUCUCCAGAACAACUCAGGCAGCACCGACCUUGAAUGGACCCCGCAGACCAUAGUAGCAGUGGUCAGUGUUUCGCUGCUGACGGUCGUGACAGUUUUUGGAAAUAUCCUGGUCAUUGUGGCGGUGGUUAAAUACAAGCGACUGCAGAUCCCAUCCAACUACAUUCUGGUCAACAUGGCAGCUGCUGAUAUCUGGGUGGCUGUAUUUGCGCCCCUGGUGUUUGUGAUUGAGCUGCUGGGUUACCUCGUGACCAGCGCCUACCUGUGCCUCUUGCCCUACUGCCUGGUGACGCUGGGGUGCGGUGUGUCCUUGCUGGGUCUUGGAGUCAUCGCCUACGACCGGUACGCUGCCCUGGUGAAACCACUUAAGUACUACCAGCACAUAACGACAAGACGUGUCCUGUGUUUCUCCCUCAUGAUCUGGAUGUAUGUUUUCAUUGUCGCCUUCGCACCACUGGUGUGGCACGCCCUUGCGGAAAGCCAGUUGGAGGAGAAGCCGAAGUGUACCUUUUAUCUCCUGUCCAAGUACGUCAUGCUGAUUCAAGUGUUAUUAGUAUUUGUGCCUGCGUUCCUGUUCAUGAUUGGCUGCUACUGCCGGGUCAUGCUGGUCGCUAGGCACCACUCCCGUGCCAUCUCGGCCAUUCAGCUUUCUCUUUUCCCCAACUCCUUCAGCAAGAACUUUCACAUGUUCAAGGGCACCAAGUACUCACGGACAUUACUGAUCAUUCUUGGAUUCUUCUUCCUGACCUGGGUGACUUUCUCUGUAACGUUACUUGUGGAACGUUUCUGUGACGUUUGUAGUGAGACCCUUCCGUUGCAUCAAUACUCUGUCUUUCUCAUCUUCACAAACAGUUGCCUUAACCCGUGGAUCUAUGCUUAUCGGAACCAGGACUUCAAGGCCGCCUACCGACGGCUUUUCCGCACUCUCUGCUGCGGAAAGAAGAGUCCGCGGUCGUCGGCUCAAGGCACCGAGGGCCGGCGAAACUCCCGGGUGUCCGAGGCUCUCAGCAGGACAAACAGUAUGGUUGGGGGGCUCCAGCACUUGCAUGUCUUAUACAACAAUGCUGACAUUGUUCCCUCAACAGUUGCCGUGGAAACUGGUCAGUUGGACUCCAAAAUUUCUUCCAGGGUGACACCCAAACUGAUUCAGCACACUAUGAGUAAGCCAGUUGUUGAGACCGUCGCAGAAGAAGUGUCAGUUAUGUAAAAGUGCCAAAGAAAAGGCAUAUUUUUAUUUGGUAUUUUGUGUCUUUGGAAGACCUCUUAGAGUCUUACAACUUGCCAAAAUGUAUGUGAGCCUUGUGACACCAUAGUCAUGGUGUCUCCCAAGGUUAUUCUGAACACAGUAUCUCACAGACAUUACCUCAGGUGAGAUUAUUCAACCUCUUGGUGGAUGAAUACGCAUCUCUUAGGUGUACAAACGACCUUAUCUCACACCACAGUUAAAAAAUGUUAAACAUUAUUGAAUAAGGGAAUAAUUAUAUGCUUUGCUGGUCUUAAACGUUACCGGCCCUAAAUGUUACCGGCCAAGUACAUAUUUAUUCCCAUUCAUUAAUACUUUUUUAGUCAGAGAAACAAAAGAAGCCAAUAAUAAUUGAUUUUCAAUGAUUUUGUUCUAGAAUUUACUUUCAUUUUCCUGAACACCCCCCAUCCAUUUUAUGGUAUAAUCCUUUACAAGUUGUCCAAUAGAAUUUCCUUCUAGGGACUUUGGCGCACACUUGGCAAGCCGUGUGCACACAGACACUUGACCAAUCCGAAUUGAUUAAACUAUCUCGUACCUAAGUACCAGUGCAUGAUUUACGCAGCAGGCAUUAUCAAAUGUUAACGGUAUUUAUGAAUAAGGAACAUAAGGUUUUAAUGCUAGAAAACCAAACUCUUGUUAGAUAGUAUGCUUCUUGAAUGAUAGACAAAUAAAUGUUCUUAGGCUUUUGAAAUGAAAAUGUUGGUUUAUUCGGAUUAUUAGGUAGAAGGAACUGGAAUUUCCCAAAUCAAGGUAUUUUCUAAGAUAGAUACAUCCAUUAAGACUCAGUUGAAGAAACACUGUAAGCAGGGAGGUCAUGGGUUCGAGUCUCACCGGAGUAAAGGCCGGUUCAUGUUUGGCACAAAUAUGAACACAAAUGUGAAUUUGUGACGUCAGAUCAAAUAUUCACUCUGUGAAUUUGCAAAAGUUGAACACGUUUCAACUCGGGCUAAAUUUUGCCGCACAUUUUUUGUGUGACAUUAAAUUCGCUUCAUUUUCAUAGUCACCUGAAAUAUGAACCAGCCAUAAGCCUGUGAUACUUUUCGCGAGGUCUCACACAACACCAAGCACAGAUACGUCAGUGUAAGGGCAAAACCCAUAAUUAAAACAAGGAAGGCGCACGGAUUUAAACUUUUGAGUGCAGCUAAAAUGUAUGUUGAAGCACUUAUCGGUAUUAAAUGCAAUAUAUUAUUAGUAUGAUUUAUUAUAACCUCUACAAAUCUAGCAUUGCUGAAAAAAAUUAAAGUGUUCAGUUCUUCGGGGGGGGGGUUAGUUUGUAGCUAUGCUCCAGUCUACCAACUCUCAAACAGUUUUCUGUUAAGGCUUCUUCAGAACCUUGAUUUUUUUUUCAAGCAGCUGUGGAAAAAGUUGCUGUUGCCAACAUACUAAACUCAACUAGCAAGCUUCUAACUGUGAUAACUUGUUUAGAGUGUUCGUAAACUGAUUUUGAAAAUUUGUGAAUUUGUAAUGUAUUACUUACAUGCCUCACGCUUCACUGACCCCCGGAAAGUAGAUAACUUUAGACGUUUUCUCCAAACAUUCCCUACAUAAACAAAACUUUCUACCUCUCAUUUGAUUAUCAAGUGUUGAAAAAGUGUACGUGUACAAAAGCAGAAUCGGGUUACGCUUAGAUUUCAUUUCUAUUUUUAAAUCAGUUGUUUAUUAUGGAUCUCGGAGGGGCAGAGCGCUACUUCAGUAGUUGAGUCUGACUACUUUUUCAGUGUCUCCUCUGUCUGCAGCUGUCUGCUGUGGCAUUUUGAAAGGCUUUUUUUGUUCAGAAGAGCAUUAUCGUUUAUCAGGAAACAGCCAUGAUGUGACAUUGCUUUCCGGUUUUAUACCAGCUGCCGACAGAACCCCCCUAAUUGACUUGAAUCAGGGGGUAACCUCGAAUACCUCCGGUAUCUCAUUGGAGGUCACUGUCUUUCCGUUUUCCUGGCCAUGCCGGAGAAACGGGAAAGCAGAUGUCUGAUACAUGGACGAGAUCAAUUCUGCAAGCUGGUUGUGGGCGUGACGCUACUAGCGAAAGUGAUUCACUGCUUUUGUACGAGGAUUUUGAUUUGAAUGCUCAUUGGAAAAGUUUGAGAGGAUUCUCCGCACUUUUGUCGUCGAUACUGUUUCACCAUUUUUUCGUUGUCGUAGUUUUUCUUUUUUUUCCCCGUAUUUUUUUCCUUGCGUCUGCGUUUUGCACGCCUGUCUGGCUUUGUGAUGUUUGUUUUGCUUCCCCAACGAAGCCUCUUCUCAUCAAAUCACUCGGAAUAACUUGGAACAUUCUAAUCCACUGGCUGACAUAACUGACACAAUAUGAAUGGUUCCGCCUUUUUGUUCUUCUUUACGUUUUUGUGUGAUUCAUCACACAAGUCUGUAGCAUAAUACACAAAUUGUGCCAUUUAUCCUGGCAAUGUUCUAAUUUUCACCCGUUACUUCUUCGUGGAUCGUCGAACAAUGGUUGUAAUGAGUAAAGAGAAAACUAAUUAAAAGAAAGGGCAAGCAUCACUUAAAAUGACAGUAAUGUACCUUUUCCUGUAAGGUGAGGCACGCGGAAUGGUAAAACAAGCCGAGCAAAUUAAGUGGACGCGUUUCCAUGAACGAAACAUUGGCACCACCCUGGUAAUCUAUCUUUCGUUCGGGCCCUUCCACCUCAGCUCAAGUCACCGAUCGGAAUUCCCAGCAAUAAAAGUCUGCUUUGACGUUGUCUUAGUAACUCGAUCCCCAGACUAUGUGAUCUACCAGAAUUCGGGGAUAUAAUUUGGCCGACUCGGUGUUUGGCUUGCCUAUGAUAUUCCUCAUCCCUUGCGGGUUGUUCCAUACAUACAGCACGGCUGUGAACUCUCGCUUACGAAGCAACGUCGUCAGCAUAGGUCACACGCGGUCAGUUGAUCUCGUAUUUCUUCUUUCGGGGUAAAGUCCGCACAAACCUCAUGCCAGAAAAUACUACAUGUAUUUCUCUAGCUUCUAGGGGACGGUAAACAAAGUAAUACAUUGCUUUUUUAUCCCCCACUGUACGUCAGGUAAUUUUUCAAACACCAUUGUAUAUUUUGUGAAUUAAAACUAGCCAUUUGAAAAACUGAAAUAGGCCCAUUCUUUGAGAGGAAAGAGGCACUUGGCAAUCAAUUGUUCAAUAAACACCAACAUUUCUGAGUAAACGA